Molecule: messenger RNA, 2211 nt
Organism: Colletotrichum higginsianum IMI 349063
Lineage: Eukaryota; Fungi; Ascomycota; Sordariomycetes; Glomerellales; Glomerellaceae
Product: C6 transcription factor
Exons: 8
Coding region: 1-2211 (736 amino acids)
Biological process (GO): regulation of DNA-templated transcription; DNA-templated transcription
Molecular function (GO): zinc ion binding; DNA binding; DNA-binding transcription factor activity, RNA polymerase II-specific
Source: RefSeq, a predicted model, not a curated record
AUGGAGCCCGGAGCCGGACGAAACAAGGUAUCGAAGCGAUCCUCGAAUGCCUGCGUGAGGUGCCGCCGUCAGAAGAUCAAAUGCUCCGGCUCUCAGCCGUGUGAUGCCUGUGGCAAGCGGAGACAGUCGUGUAUCUUUGACGAGAGAGACCAGCGGAUUGUCGUUACCAGAGGAUAUAUCAUCGACCUUCAACAGAGGAUCGAACGGUGGGAACGGAGCCGGAGCAUCAAUGAGCCUACCCUUGCCUCGGUCGAGGGCGGACCUCGUGCCAGUAAAGCAAGAAACAGUGAGGGCGAUGUUGACAUUCCCAUGAGGGAUGAUUCAAGCGGCGGCCCAAAUGCUGCAGAGAGUACGCAAGAGAAAGGAAGCGCGGAAGCCCGGCCCAGACCACCACCGCCAGUAGAUCCCGUGGCUUCCACCCUGACCAACCCUUUAUCGACCGGCCAGUCCGAGUACACAACAGCCCCGGAUGGGAGGAUACUGUACCUCGGGACGUCUUCGAAUUGGUCCUUCGUGCGCCGCCUCCUCAGCAUCACGCACCAGCACGUCAACAAGACCCCCUUGCCGACCAACGCCCUCCUUUUUGACGCCACGGCCUACUCUCUGGACUGGAAUGGCUACAGGACCGGAGAUGCUUCAGAGAUGCCGGCUCUCCCGACGCAAGACUACGCCAUCUACCUCGUCAACGCCGUCAAGUUCCACUGCGGCCAGAUGUUCCACCUCUUUGACGAGGAAACCUUCAUGAAGUCGCUUGGUCACUUUUACUCGGACCCCAACCCGAGGCCGGACCCGACUGAUCUAUGGUUCAUCCACUAUCUCCUCAUCCUCUCGUUCGGGAAGGCCUUCACCACGAAGACGAGCCGCGGUAGAAGGCCUCCGGGCCACGACUUCUUCGUCAAGGCAAUGCAGCUGCUCCCGGACCUCGUUGUCCUGCUGCGAGAACCGGUGCUGUCUACCGAGAUACUUUGCUGCGUUUCCCUGUACAUGCAAUGCAUCGACUUCAGGCACCAUUCAAAUAACUUUGUGAGAGCCUCUUCUUCUGAUUUGCAUCCCACUAUAACCAUGACUUACAAGAAAUGCCAGAUAGGUCAGGCUCUCCGGUUCGCACUCGGGGAAGGCAUGCACACGGAUAUGCCGGCACAGCAGCUUGGAGAGUCGCACGUCGAAAGAUGUCGCAGGCUGUGGUGGACGGUGCAUAUCCUGGACAGGGAGAUGACAUCCCUAUUUGGCCUGCCGCCGUCGAUCCAUGACGAUUACGUCUUGUGCCAGCUCCCGACCUACUCAGGGUCCGUACAACGGACCGCCGCCCUGCGCAUGCGGGUCAGGCUCUCCGGCGUGAUAGGGAGCAUCAACAGGAAGGUUUACGGCCUCGACGGGAGACUGAACAAUAAGUUCAUGCUCGGCACCAAAGAAGUGCUCGCCAGCGUCGCAGAAGUUGCCGACGAGCUCCAACAGUCCUUUGCGCUGCCGCUGGAGAAGGACACAAGCUGCGUCUCAAGAACGUCGGCCCACCUUCACCUCCUUCACCAUCAAUGUAUCGUGCUCGCCACCAGACCGUUGCUCUUCUGCUUCCUGAAGAUCCGCUUCGAGUCCCAGAGCAAAUGCACAGAGCUCCUGGGUUCCUCUCAGACGGUCCGAAACUUGAUCCAGAUGUGCAUCGACUCCUCGCAGCAAAUGGUGUCCAUUUUGGAUUGUCUUCAGUCACAAGGGCUACUGGAGACCUUUCUCCCUUUCGACCUCGAGGCAAUAUUCAUCUCCGCCAGCAGUCUGUUGCUAGGUCCCGCGAUAGACCCGGAGUGCUUCGGGUGCCUCGAUUCCUCGCUGGAAAAGGUCUACGCGGUCUUUGACGAGAUGAUCAUGGCCGGGAACGCCAUCGCCAAGUUCCGGAAGUCGGAGCUGCAGCAGCUGGAAAGCAUGCUGCAACAGCUCACUCCGUGGCCGUCCCAGGCGUCGGAGCAGGCGACUCUCGUGGGCGACGCGGGACAGACGCAACCUCGCGAGGACGCAAGCCCCCCGGACACGGUCGUUUCGUCAAUGACAACGGACCCUUCGCAGCACGAGAGCUAUUCGUCCUCGAUACCGGGGACCAUGGACGACAUGAGUUAUGAUAGCGGGCUCACGAUGGCGCAGUUGCUGGACAUGGCGAACUCCAUUGAGCAGGAGGACUCGGAGUGGAUGUCUCAGACGAUAGUUGAGCAUAGCAUCUGGUAG